AUGGCUCCCCAAUGCCCCAGCCCCUGGCUCCCUGUGCUGACCUUGGCCCCUGCAAAGGGCCCCACUCUGCAACUGCUGCUUUUACUGUUACUCCUGGUGCCGGCCCAUCCCCAGGGCCUGCCCGGGAUUCAAGGGGCUAACCCCUUGGGAGGAGAUUCAUCUGGAGAAGAUGAUCCACUGAUUCAUCUUGAGUACACAGGCGGUGAGGAGGAUCCCAGUGAAGAGGACCCACCUGGAGAGGAAGCACCACCUGAAUCUGAGACUAACCCAGGGGAAGAGGACCUACCUACUGAGGCUCCCAGAAACACUCAAGGUCAAGAAAAUAGUGCCCACAGGGAAAGAAAAGGGGAUGACCACAGUCAUUGGAGCUAUGGAGGCGACCCACCCUGGCCCCAGGUGUCCCCAGCCUGUGCAGGUCGCUUCCAAUCCCCGGUAGAUAUACGCCCGGAGCUCGCAGCAUUUAGCCCUGCCCUGCAACCCUUGGAACUCCUGGGCUUUGAGCUCCCGCCACUCCCAGAACUGCGCUUGCAAAACAAUGGCCACAGCGUGCAACUGACACUGCCUCCGGGGUUGGAGAUGGCUCUGGGACCCGGCCGUGAAUACCGGGCCCUGCAGUUGCAUCUGCACUGGGGGGCCGCAGGUCGCCCGGGCUCAGAACACACGGUCGGUGGCCACCGUUUCCCCGCAGAGAUCCACGUGGUUCACCUCAGCACCUCAUUUACUGGAGUUGAAGAGGCCUUGGGGCACCCGGCAGGCCUGGCCGUGUUGGCCGCCUUUCUGCAGGAGGGCCCAGAAGAAAACAGUGCCUAUGAGCUGUUGCUGUCACAUUUGGAAGAAAUCGCUAAGGAAGGUUCAGAGACUUGGAUCUCAGGACUAGAUGUGUCUGCACUGCUGCCCUCCGAUCUCAGCCGCUACUUCCGAUAUGAGGGGUCUCUGACUACACCCUCCUGUGCCCAGGGGGUCAUCUGGACUGUGUUCAACCAGACAGUGCAGCUGAGUGCCAAGCAGCUCCACACUCUCUUUAACUCCCUGUGGGGGCCCGGUGACUCUCGGCUGCAGCUGAACUUCCGAGCCACGCAGCCUUUGAAUGGGCGGAUGAUUGAGGCCUCCUUCCCUGUUGGAGUGGACAGCAGCCCUAGGGCCUUUGAGACAGUCGACCUGAAGUCCUGCCUUGGUGCUGGUGACAUCCUGGCUGUGGUUUUUGGACUUCUCUUUGCCAUUACCAGUAUCGCCUUCCUAGUGCACAUGAGAAGACAACAUAUCAACACAGUCAAAGGGAAUGUUAGCUACCACCCAGCAGAGGUCACUGAAACGGGAGCCUAG
Molecule: messenger RNA, 1323 nt
Organism: Chrysochloris asiatica (Cape golden mole)
Lineage: Eukaryota; Metazoa; Chordata; Mammalia; Afrosoricida; Chrysochloridae
Gene: CA9
Product: carbonic anhydrase IX
Exons: 11
Coding region: 1-1323 (440 amino acids)
Cellular component (GO): plasma membrane
Molecular function (GO): zinc ion binding; carbonate dehydratase activity
Source: RefSeq, a predicted model, not a curated record